Molecule: messenger RNA, 1242 nt
Organism: Prorocentrum cordatum
Lineage: Eukaryota; Dinophyceae; Prorocentrales; Prorocentraceae
Source: the annotation of a GenBank genome assembly
GAGCCGCUGUCGCUCGUCACGGCCGUUGCCCGCCUGUCCUCGAAGGUGCGGGCCACGGUCUACGGGACCCGCUACCCCUGGCCAGAGCUGCUCUGCCAGCUGUUCGGCCACUGCGCCGCCAACGGGCACAUCGACGAGGCCGUGGGCCUGCUGGUGCGGCAGAUGUACAGGCCCGUGUGGGAGUUUGCGGAGCUGCUCCGCGAGCUGCACGAGGGCAUGCGGUCCGACGGCGCCUUCCAGGAGAUGGAGCUGCUCGUGUGCGCCCAGCCGAUGGCGAUCUGCGCCAUGAUGCGCGGGCUGACCGACAAGCCGAUGCUCGUGUAUCAGGCCUUCCCUCUCGUGGGUGCCACGCCGGCCGCUCUCUCGCACGCGCUGCUGCUCAACUUCCGGGAGAUGGCGCGGCAUCCUCGCAGCACUGCCUUUGUCGCCUACUCCGAGUUCCUCGCCCAGCAGUUCGCCUUUCAGGUGGGCCACCAGCCGCUGUGCAUUCGACCGCACUCCCUAUACGCCACCUCGUACGGCAACCUGCUGUACUUUCCAGACAGAGAGUCUCCGCGUAUCUUUGUCAGUCGUAUGGCUGGCUGGGCCAGGGACGGUGCUCAUGCCAUGGUCUACUUACUGGAAUAUUUUGCUGAACGUGAACUCGGGGCAGAAUCUGGGCUUCGAUUUGUAUUUCUUGGCGUGGUCCGCGAGCCCUCCGCGCUCGUGGCGGGCGUCGCGCAGCCCUUCGGCUACGCCGAGCUGCGGCGCUUCCGGGCCGCCGUGUACUUCCCCUGGGACAUGGGGAUGCUCCUGUUCAGCGAGCUGUACAGCAUCGGCGUGCCUCUGCUUGUCCCAGGGCGCGCGUGGAUGGCAUCCAUCAUCAAGCGCAUGCUGGAGUACACCGACUUCGGGUGGUGGCAGGCGCGCGCGGAGACCGCGGCCGCGCUGCCCGGCGCAGGCGGCGCCGCCCAGGGCGGGCCGAGCUGGUGGCCGUGGCUCGACGCUAACUCCACGGUCGGCGAGAUCCUGGCGCUGUACGACCUCACGGAUUUCGUCCGCUGGCCUUACGUGGAGGCUUUCGACAGCCUCCCCGCACUCAUGCGCGCUGUCCGCGGAGCGGACUUCGACAAGUGCAGCGAGGACAUGCGGCGCUGGAACGAGGCCUCCCUGCAGCGCUCGCUGGGCAUCGCCUCCCGGGCGCUCGCGGCGCUGCUGGGCGGGCCCGCGGGCGCCCCGCGCGCGGAGUCCUCGUGCCUCUGA